Messenger RNA from Bursaphelenchus xylophilus (pine wood nematode), 365 nucleotides. Lineage: Eukaryota; Metazoa; Nematoda; Chromadorea; Rhabditida; Aphelenchoididae. The record is from the annotation of a GenBank genome assembly.
AUGGUAAGCUCAAAUAUAAAAACUUUGUGCGACGAAAUCAAAGGUAUUUGGGGGAAGAUGAAGUCUGGAACUUUGUUGAUCCUCGUGCUGGUGGGACUAUGCGGUAAGAACGGUACAUGGUUGAGGAAUUUUUAGCCCUCUCCGUCAGCGCUCAAGGCUAUCAGCCCGGCGGUUUUAUGGACAAGAUGAUAGACAAGUUCAGAAUAUGGAGAGACCGUUUUGUAAACUGGCUCGAUCCUCGCAGAGCCAAUCAGCAAUAUGGCGGAUAUGACCCGAGCCAGAUGCAAGCGCCAAUGCCCAUACAGCCGCCAAUGCAACAGCAAUUCCAAGGCGGCAGCAUGCAGAACAUCCCGCAAUAUGGAUAA